Molecule: messenger RNA, 735 nt
Organism: Cuscuta campestris
Lineage: Eukaryota; Viridiplantae; Streptophyta; Magnoliopsida; Solanales; Convolvulaceae
Source: the annotation of a GenBank genome assembly
AGAGAGGGGAAGUUAAAGAACCAAAAGAAAACUCAUCAGAGAAAGAACAACAAUGGCUUCUUCCAUCAAGCUCGAGCUUGCCCUCUUCUUCCUCGCUUCUUCCCUGGUUCUCCGGAUGGGAGCGGCGGGGUGCAACGGGAAAGACGUGUGCUCGCCGUUCGAGAUGCCGCCGUGCGGCGACGGCAACGGCUGCCGGUGCGUCCCCUGGGGGCUGUUCGUCGGCCAGUGCAUCCACCCCACUUCGUUCCCCCUCCCGGCGGUGGCGGAGAAGAUCGGGGCCCACCCCAACCUGUGCCUCUCCGACGCGGAGUGCCUCAAGAAGGGGAGCGGCAACCACUGCGCCCGCUUCCCCAACCCGGGCGUCUCCCACGGGUGGUGCAUCGACUCCUCCGUCGCGCCCAAUGGUCUCCUGAAGAUGGUCACCGACAACUGAACUGAUUCACUGCCUGCCAUGCUUAAUGCUUAAUCAUCGUCAUCCGGUGAUGAUUAAUGAAGUUUAAUUAGGUUAAAUAAAUCGAAGAGCUGCAGUUUUAAUAAGAUUAAUAAUUGGUAGUUAAUUGUGGGCGUGUUAAUUAUUAAGUUCAGUUUGAUGGUCAUGCAACUUAUUAACUGUGGUGUGGUUUGAGCUGUUUGAUCAUUUCAAUAAUGCAUAAUGCAUCUAUGUUUUCCAUUUCACUUUCCCUCUUUUUUAUUUACAAUAUACAUUUUGUUAGACAAUAAUACUAAUAUUACUUC